Messenger RNA from Trachemys scripta elegans, 3252 nucleotides. It is a transcript of the gene QRICH1, whose product is annotated as glutamine rich 1. Lineage: Eukaryota; Metazoa; Chordata; Testudines; Emydidae. The transcript has 12 exons. The record is from RefSeq and is a predicted model, not a curated record. Bases 180 to 2495 code for a protein of 771 amino acids.
GCUGCGGGGGGUUGAAUGUAAGAUGGCGCCCAGGGAGCUGUGAGGGGAAAAGAGUCGGGCCGAGGCGGUGGCGGAGCGAGGCGGCGGCGGGGCCAGGAAUGUUACAAGUCUAAGAGCUCAGGACAAGUGCAGCAGAAAUACCUGCAACAUGGUGACUGGAAUCCUAAGGACCUUGCAAUAUGAAUAAUUCUCUGGAGAACACCAUUUCCUUUGAAGAAUACAUCCGUGUGAAAGCACGAACAAUCCCUCAGCACAGGAUGAAGGAGUUUCUCGACUCUCUUGCUUCCAAGGGGCCUGAAGCUCUCCAGGAGUUCCAGCAGACAGCCACCACCACCAUGGUAUAUCAACAAGGUGGAAACUGCAUUUAUACGGACAGCACAGAGGUGGCCGGAUCUUUGCUUGAGCUUGCCUGUCCCGUUACAACCAGUGUCCAGCAGCAAACCCAGCAAGAGCAACAGAUACAGGUUCAGCAGCCACAACAGGUCCAGGUACAGGUCCAGGUCCAGCAGUCCCCACAACAGGUCUCUGCCCAGCAGCUCUCUCCCCAGCUCACUGUCCACCAAGCCUCAGAGCAGCCGAUACAGGUCCAAGUUCAGAUCCAAGGCCAGGCACAGCAGCAGGCGUCCCAGACGAUACAGAGUCAGUCUCUUCAGAGCCCUAGCCCAUCUCAGCUGCAAGCGGCUCAAAUCCAGGUGCAGCAUGUACAGACUGCCCAACAGAUCCAGGCCACUGAGAUCCAGGAGGAACACAUACAGCACCAACAGAUCCAGGCCCAGCUUGUGUCUGGACAGGCCAUUGCUGGUGGCCAACAGAUCCAGAUCCAGACAGUUGGAGCACUGUCACCUCCACCUUCUCAGCAGGGCUCACCACGGGAAGGCGAACGGCGGAUCGGCACCGCUAGUGUCCUUCAGCCAGUGAAGAAGCGUAAAGUAGAUAUGCCUAUUACUGUGUCAUAUGCUAUUUCAGGGCAGCCAGUUGCCACGGUGUUGGCCAUUCCUCAAGGCCAGCAGCAGAGUUACGUAUCUUUAAGGCCGGACUUAUUAACAGUGGACAGUGCCCACCUAUACAGUGCCACUGGGACCAUUACUAGCCCCACUGGAGAGACUUGGACCAUCCCUGUUUACUCAGCUCAGCCACGUGGUGACCUUCAGCAGCAAAAUAUAACCCACAUCGCCAUCCCCCAGGAGGCCUACAAUGCUGUCCACGUCAGCGGCUCGCCAACAACACUGGCUGCUGUGAAGCUGGAGGAUGACAAGGAUAAGAUGGUGGGAGGCGCAUCUGUAGUGAAAAACUCACAGGAGGAAGUGGUGCAAACUAUCGCUAACUCGCUCUUUCCAGCACAGUUCAUGAAUGGCAACAUCCACAUUCCAGUGGCAGUGCAGGCCGUGGCAGGGACAUACCAGAAUACAGCUCAGACAGUGCACAUAUGGGACCCGCAGCAGCAACAGCAGCCCACACCCCAAGAGCAGGGGCAGCAGCAGCAGCUACAAGUGACUUGUUCUGCUCAAACUGUUCAGGUAGCUGAAGUGGAGCCCCAGCCACAGCCUCAGCCUUCACCUGAACUCCUGCUUCCGAAUUCUCUGAAGCCAGAAGAAGGGCUCGAAGUGUGGAAAAGCUGGGCCCAGACCAAGAAUGCCGAGCUGGAAAAGGAGUCUCAGAACAGGCUAGCCCCUAUUGGCAGACGCCAGCUGCUGAGAUUCCAGGAAGAUCUCAUCUCCUCUGCUGUGGCUGAGUUGAAUUAUGGGCUAUGCUUGAUGACACGAGAAGCUCGCAAUGGUGAAGGCGAACCAUAUGAUCCAGAUGUACUCUACUAUAUCUUCCUAUGUAUUCAGAAGUAUCUCUUUGAAAAUGGACGAGUAGAUGACAUUUUCUCGGAUCUCUAUUAUAUACGGUUUACCGAGUGGUUACAUGAAGUUCUCAAGGAUGUACAGCCCCGGGUCACCCCUCUUGGUUAUGUCCUCCCCAGCCACGUAACAGAAGAGAUGCUGUGGGAGUGCAAGCAGCUGGGAGCUCACUCUCCUUCCACCUUGCUCACUACACUGAUGUUUUUUAACACCAAGUACUUCCUGUUGAAAACGGUAGACCAGCAUAUGAAGUUGGCCUUCUCCAAGGUCUUGAGGCAGACCAAGAAGAACCCUUCCAAUCCCAAGGAUAAGAGCACGAGUAUCCGGUACCUGAAGGCACUUGGCAUACACCAGACAGGCCAGAAAGUUACAGAUGACAUGUAUGCAGAGCAGACUGAGAAUCCAGAGAACCCCCUGCGGUGCCCCAUAAAGCUCUAUGACUUCUACCUCUUCAAAUGCCCCCAGAGUGUGAAAGGCCGGAAUGACACAUUUUACUUAACUCCGGAGCCGGUGGUAGCCCCCAACAGCCCGAUCUGGUAUUCCAUCCAGCCAAUCAGCAGAGAGCAGAUGGAGCAGAUGCUCACUCGGAUCCUGGUGAUACGAGAGAUUCAGGAAGCUAUUGCUGUGGCUAAUGCCAGCACCAUGCACUAAGGCACCCUGCCCAGCUCCGAAGGGGGUGGGGUGGUGGGGGGAUGACGAGCAAGGAUAAAUUGUACAGACUUUUACACUAAAGGAGAUGCCUACGUUUUGUUUUUUAUUGGUGUAGUUAUGAAGCCCUUUUAGGCUUCUUCUGUUUAAAAGAAUCUAAAAGGAAAACCUACCCAUUGUGUAUCCUACCAAACACACUGAGCUGUUAGAACCAUUGGAGGCUGCAUUUCUCUGCCAGCUCAGAGCUGUUGAAACUGCUGGUUGACUUUGGUUUUUUAUGAUGUAGAAAACAGAACGUGAGCUAUGGGAUUGGCCUGGAUGGCUGGGGCCUCUGAUGCCUCCUCGGAGCACGUGCAGCCUGGAGAGCGCAGAAUGAUGGAUGGACCUGCUCAGCCAGCCAAGGAGAGGCAGGUGUCUCUCCUUUGUGCUUAGACAUUAAUUUGCUGUUGUCCUGGAAGAAGAAGGAGGAGGAGAGUGAACUGCAAUUAUGAUUUCUAAAAAACAAUUUCUAUUCAGACCUUUAAGUGACAUUUUUAGAUGUUAAAAGUAAAAAAAAACAAAAACAAAAACAAAAAAAAACAACUUUACCACACUUUUUUUUUUUGGCCUGACAUUGAGGCCUUAAACCUUGAGGCUCCUGUGCCUGCUGGAGUUCUUGUACCAUACACUUGUGUAUCAUAUAAAGAUACCACCCUGUUUCUCUUAUGUAUUCUUACUCUAGUUGUUUAUUAAGAAUGACGAGCACGUCUUUUCAACAUGC